AUGCCGGCUCUGCCAGCACUGCUGCUGUCAAUACACUUCCUGUUCUUCCUCCUGCUAGCCAACAUGCCACCACGCUCACUUUGUCAAACACCUGUACUCUCCGCUGUUCGCAUGGCGGCCAUCUUGGACGACCAGUCCGUGUGUGGGCGCGGCGAGCGUCUGGCGCUGUCGUUGGCCAGGGAAAACAUCAACAGCCUAAUGGAGGGCCCGGCCCGAGCUCGAGUGGAGGUGGACAUCUACGAGCUCCAGAAAGACUCCCAGUAUGACACCACUGACACUAUGUGUCAGAUUCUUCCCAAAGGUGUUGUGUCGGUGAUAGGCCCAGCGUCUAGCCCUGCCUCUGGCUCCACUGUCAGUCACAUAUGCGGCGAGAAAGAGAUCCCGCAUGUAAAAAUUGGUCCAGAAGAGACGCCUCGUCUCCCUUACCUCCGCUUCGCCUCCGUUACCUUGUACCCCAGCAAUGAGGACCUGAGCCUGGCCAUAGGGGCCAUUCUGCGCUCCUUCAGCUAUCCCUCCGCAAGCCUGGUCUGCGCCAAGGCUGAAUGCCUGCUGAGAUUGGAGGAACUGGUGCGUCGCUUCCUCAUCUCCCGCGAGACGCUGUCAGUCAGGAUGCUGGAUGACAACCUGGACCCGACCCCGCUGCUGAAGGAGAUCCGCGACGACAAAGUCGCCACCAUCAUCAUCGACGCCAAUGCCUCCGUCUCCUACCUCAUCCUCAAGAAGGCAUCAGAGCUGGGGAUGACAUCACCGUUCUACAAGUACAUCCUAACCACUAUGGACUUCCCCCUCAUGAGGCUAGAUGACAUCGUGGAUGAGCAGUCGAAUGUGGUGGGCUUCUCCAUGUUCAACACCACCCAUCCCUUCUAUCUGGAGUUCAUCCGCAGCCUCAACCUGUCAUGGAAUGAGGGCUGUGAUCUAUCCUACCCGGGUCCAGCGCUGUCGUCAGCGCUGAUGUUUGAUGCGGUGCACGUGGUGGUGGGGGCGGUGAGGGAACUGAACCGCAGUCAGGAAAUAGGAGUGAAGCCGCUCAGCUGCACCUCACCUCAGAUCUGGCAACACGGGACGAGUCUUAUGAAUUACCUGCGCAUGGUGGAGUACGACGGCCUGACAGGGCACGUGGAGUUCAACAGCAAAGGUCAGAGGACCAACUACACCCUGCGGAUCCUGGAGAAGCACCGAGGAGGCCACAAAGAGAUUGGGAUCUGGUACUCCAACAACACCCUGGCGAUGAACUCCACCAGCCUGGAUAUUAAUGUGUCGGAGACGCUUGCCAACAAGACCCUCAUUGUCACCACCAUUCUGGAAAACCCAUACGUGAUGCGCAAGGACAACUACCAGGACUUCCAGGGCAACGAGCAGUAUGAGGGAUUCUGUGUGGACAUGCUGAGAGAAUUGGCGGAUAUCCUCAAGUUCUCCUUCAAGAUCAAGCUGGUUGACGACGGUCUGUACGGCGCCCCGGAGCCCAACGGCUCUUGGACGGGCAUGGUUGGCGAGCUUAUCAACAGGAAAGCCGACCUGGCCGUGGCGGGCUUCACCAUCACGUCGGAGCGGGAGAAAGUGAUCGACUUCUCCAAGCCCUUCAUGACUCUGGGGAUCAGUAUCCUGUAUAGGGUUCAUCUGGGUCGUAAACCGGGUUACUUCUCCUUCCUGGACCCUUUCUCGCCGGCCGUCUGGCUCUUCAUGCUGCUCGCCUACCUGGCUGUGAGCUGCGUGCUUUUCCUGGCUGCAAGGCUGAGCCCGUACGAGUGGUACAACCCUCACCCGUGCCUGCGAGAACGCCGGGACAUGCUGGAGAAUCAGUACACGCUGGGCAACAGCUUGUGGUUCCCCGUCGGCGGGUUCAUGCAGCAGGGUUCCGAAAUAAUGCCUCGGGCCUUAUCCACCAGAUGUGUCAGUGGCGUGUGGUGGGCGUUCACCCUCAUCAUAAUCUCAUCCUACACAGCCAACCUGGCUGCCUUCCUGACAGUACAGAGAAUGGAGGUCCCUAUCGAGUCUCCGGAUGACUUGGCUGACCAAACCAACAUUGAAUACGGGACUAUCCACGGCGGCAGCACCAUGACUUUCUUCAUGAACUCUCGCUACCAGACAUACCAGCGCAUGUGGAACUACAUGAACUCCAAGCAGCCCAGCGUCUUCGUCAAGAGCACCGAAGAGGGCAUCGCCCGCGUGGUCAACUCUAAGUACGCCUUCCUGAUGGAGAGUACCAUGAAUGAGUACCACCGCGGCCUCAACUGCAACCUCACGCAGAUCGGGGGCCUGCUUGACACCAAGGGAUACGGCAUCGGCAUGCCGCUGGGUUCGCCAUUUCGAGACGAGAUCACGCUGGCCAUUCUCCAGCUGCAGGAGAACAACAGACUGGAAAUCCUAAAGAGGAGGUGGUGGGAGGGAGGACAGUGUCCAAAAGAGGAGGACCACCGUGCCAAAGGUCUUGGCAUGGAGAACAUCGGGGGCAUCUUUGUAGUGCUCAUCUGCGGCCUCAUCAUCGCUGUGUUUGUGGCCAUUAUGGAGUUUGUAUGGUCAACACGCCGCUCGGCAGAGACAGAUGAGGUAUGCCCCCAUACCUGCCCUCGCCGAACCCACAGACACACCCCAGUGUCUGUCUGUCAGGAGAUGAUCACAGAGUUCCGAAACGCCGUCUCCUGUAAGAAGAGCUCACGCCUGCGUCGCCGCCGCCCGCUCAGCAGCUCGGCAGCGGCCCUUCGACACCCCAACCGCUUCGCCCUGGGGGCCCCGCGACCCUUGCGCCUGGUCCGAGAGAUGCGGCUGAGCAACGGUAAACUCUACAGCGGAGCCGGACCCCUCACAGGCGGGGUGGGAGGAGGCGCUGGGCCACCCGAUCUGGGACCGGGUCCCCAGCGGCUCCUCGAAGAUCCCCUUGGUGCCAAUGCCACCCCUCCGCCACCGGCGCCUACCCCGGUAAUGUUGCCCAGCCGCAGUUGCACCCACGUGAGAAUCUGCCAGGAGUGUCGCCGCAUCCAGAGCCUCAGGUCGGACAGCAGUUUGGGUUCGACCAUCACGAGGAUACCGCCGUCGUCGGCGCCCCUGCCACGUCUACCCCCGCCCCCUCCCCCGUCCUCGUCCAACACGGACAGCGAGGGCGGAGGGGGUCCAAGCCCCAGGCGGCUGCACAGCCCCCCACAUCACCCUGCUCGGUCCAUUCCUCUUCAACAGAACCUAAACAAAGCGGACCUCCUGGGGGAGCAGGCCUGA
Messenger RNA from Nerophis lumbriciformis (worm pipefish), 3210 nucleotides. NCBI's taxonomy places the organism in Eukaryota, Metazoa, Chordata, Actinopteri, Syngnathiformes, Syngnathidae. The record is from RefSeq and is a predicted model, not a curated record.